UACAAACCAUACAAAUCCUCAAAGACAAAAAAUGAAGGCCUAUACCUUAAUUCUCUCCUUAGCUUUCUUGCUUGGAACCUCCUUAGCAGAACAAUGUGGAAGUCAGGCAGGUGGAGCUGUAUGUCCAAAUAGGCUAUGUUGUAGCAAAUUUGGCUGGUGUGGCAGCUCAAAUACCUACUGUGAGACUGGCUGCCAGAGCCAAUGUACAACCUCCAACCCGACCCCGUCCCCGACACAGAGCGGCAGCGAUGUCGGCAGCAUCAUCAGUGGCCCUCUUUUCGACCAGCUGCUCAAAUAUCGAAACGAUGGGCGAUGUAAAAGCAAUGGAUUCUACCUAUACAAUGCUUUCAUCGCUGCUGCUCGAUCUUUUGGUGGCUUUGGCACAAAUGGUGAUGCUAUUGCACGUAAAAGGGAGAUUGCAGCUUUCUUGGCUCAAACCUCUCAUGAGACCACAGGAGGAUGGGCAAGUGCACCAGAUGGCCCAUAUGCAUGGGGUUAUUGCUUUGUUACGGAAACCAACAAGCAAGCCUACUGUACGCCGUCCGGUCAAUGGUCGUGUGCUGCCGGCAAACAAUACUAUGGAAGGGGACCGAUUCAACUCACUCACAACUACAACUACGGGCAAGCAGGCAAAGCCAUUGGAGUUGAUCUCAUAAGCAAUCCAGAUCUGGUAGCCACCGAUGCAACAAUAUCAUUCAAGACAGCCAUAUGGUUUUGGAUGACCCCACAGGGAAACAAGCCGUCUAGCCAUGAUGUCAUCAUCGGAAAAUGGACACCGUCCGCUGCGGACAGGUCAGCUGGUCGGGUUUCGGGCUAUGGAGUGAUCACCAACAUAAUCAACGGUGGGUUGGAAUGUGGGCGUGGUGCUGAUAGUAGAGUGGCUAACAGGAUCGGGUUCUACAAAAGGUACUGUGACAUAUUGGGAGUAAGCUACGGGGACAACUUAGACUGUAACAGUCAGAGGCCUUUUGCCUAAGCUACUUAGCUGCUAUGACUCCAAGGCAAAUAAAGGUUCAAAAAAGUAUAAUAAGGAGACAAUAAACCCUACGUAAUUGGAGAGAUUUUCUUGUACAAUGAGAAAGUUUCUACAAUAUUACUGCUGAAUAAAGAAGUCUUAAGAGUUUUAAUAAACUUGAAUUUUGGAGGUGCAGCUUACA
Corylus avellana is the source of this 1157-nucleotide messenger RNA. RefSeq names its product endochitinase. Gene Ontology annotation, biological process: cell wall macromolecule catabolic process; carbohydrate metabolic process; defense response to fungus. NCBI's taxonomy places the organism in Eukaryota, Viridiplantae, Streptophyta, Magnoliopsida, Fagales, Betulaceae. Gene Ontology annotation, molecular function: chitin binding; chitinase activity. The record is from RefSeq and is a predicted model, not a curated record.